CACCAUCAGAACAUAAAACAAGACGAAUCAAUGUUGAAUUAAUGGUACGAGUCUUUAAUGGAGGCAGACUGACUUUACUGUCCACCUUUCUGUGACAUAACAGAUUAACCUCUCAGAAAAAAGUACUUCAUAUUUACACUCACGUGUGUAUAUAUAUAUAUGUAUAUAUAUAUAUAUAUGUAUAUAUAUAUAUAUUUGGAGUUAGUAAGUUAAUGAAUCAACCAGACGAAUCGACUUUUGCAUAUUUGAUAAGAGGUUUUUAUUCAGACACACCGACCCCCCCUCCCUGUCCACCUUUCUCUGACGUAAUAAAUCACCGGCUCUGUCUUGGAGAACUCCUCCACACCUUCACCACAGCCCGGACAUUUGGUCACAACAAACCUGCAGAGUGGAAAUGCACGUGGAAACGGCAGUGCAUGAAUGGACUUUAAUGUGUUUCACACACACACAGCCGACGGAGCUGCAGGUACAGACGGACGCCGCCUUCAUUAAUUUAGCAGAUAACCUUUAUAUAAAGCGGCUGCAGACUUAUACUAAAUGAUUGGUCUGCUAUUGUUACACCUUAUCCUUGGCGAAUCACCUAUUGUCCCUGUGAAUAAUUGAGACUAGCGGAUCUUGCCUGUUUUAUUUUUCCCUUGGUCAGCAACUAGCUACUAGUUUUGUCCCCAAGAUCAAUUGCUGUGGUAACACAACUAGAGAGAGAGAGAGAGAGAGAGAGUGGGGGUGUGUGAGAGAGAGAGAGAGGAAGAGAGAUACUGUGCGUUUGUGUUGGGGAGAGAGAGAAAAAGAGACGAGAGAGAGAGAGAGAGAGCGAGAGAGAGAGAGAGAGAAUGAGUGAAAUGUACCAACAAUGGCGACUGUAGGUAUGCUAAACACCUCUGGUUCCUUAUCCGGGAACUACCUCUGCCUCUGCCAUUGGGCCAGUGAGUCACGUGGUAAAAGUAACUUUACAGGGCUGCUCGCAAGUAGGAGGGCUUUAUGGAGCAGAAAAACGACAAAGCUAGAAAAAUUAUUUUCCACUCCAGAAAUUAAUGAUCAUGAGCUCGUAUUUGAUGGAGUCUAACUACAUUGAUCCGAAAUUUCCUCCAUGCGAGGAAUAUUCGCAAAAUAGCUACAUCCCUGAGCAUAGUCCAGAAUAUUACAGCCGCGCGAGGGACUCGGGCUACCAGCAUCACCACCAGGAGUUAUACCCUCCGCGGGCGAGCUACCAAGAGCGCCAAUAUAACUGUGCAAGCAUCCCCGAACCUGACACGCCACGGGGACAUGGAAUACCCCACUCUGCGCACCUGCUGACAGGAAAAGGGCAACCAGCUUCAUGUGAAACCCCACAGUUGUCCAUGUCCCCCGCCACCCCACCGGCCGCAACCUCCGCCUGCAACCAAGCCACCCCGGAGCAUCCAAACAGCACAGCCUCCUCCAAGCAGCCGGUGGUGUACCCGUGGAUGAAGAAAAUUCACGUCAGCACUGUGAACUCUGGUUACAAUGGGACGGAGCCCAAGCGGUCUAGGACAGCAUACACCCGCCAGCAGGUCUUAGAAUUGGAGAAGGAAUUCCACUAUAACCGCUAUUUGACGCGGCGGAGGCGCAUCGAGAUCGCCCACACCCUGGUUCUAUCCGAGCGACAGAUAAAAAUCUGGUUUCAGAACCGCAGGAUGAAAUGGAAAAAGGAUCACAGGCUGCCGAACACCAAAGUCAGAUCCUCCACCUCGUCCUCCGGGUCCAACACAAGCUCAGCAGCCGGGGCUGUCGCCGCUUCCUCGGCCACUAACACUGGGGCCCCCGACGAACUGAGCGGAGCACAGCAUGGCGAGGAUAUUACCAGGUUAUAAACCCAGCAACCACCACUGUGGUUAGGAAAAAAAAAAAAAAAAGAACUGCUUAUUUAUAGAACAAUUAUAUAUUUUGUUUUGGUAGCUAUCGUGCGGUUUCCUUUAAGUCCAAAGUUAUAUAAAAUGCAUGUUAUAUAGCAUGGAUUACUGCGACGACCGAUGGAUUAUUUUUACGUGACACAGGGUUUAAUUUAUUUGAAGUACGACUGAAAUGUUUUUUAUUAAAAAAAAAUGUUUUGAAUGAAGGAGAAAAAAAAGUAGAAAAAAUAUACAUUUUAUCACAAAAAAAAUGUUAUUGUGGGCCAUUCUUUUUGCCCUGCUGCCCAAGGUGAAAUGCACAAUCUAUUUAUUUCAAGCAACACUGGAAGGAAAUCAAUAUAAUAAUAGUUAUUUUUGGUAUAAAAAAAUGGCUGGAACACACCAUUGAUCUUGAACUUGUAUGUUUAGGAUAAGAAUGUGUGAAAUUACCUCGUGUAUUUCAGAGACAGGAAUUUUUUUUUUUUUUUUUUUGGUUUACACUUUAGUUCUGUGGUGUUGAUGUUGUGUUAUAGACCGUUAACGAGCAGAUUAUUGUGAAAUGCAAUAAACGGAGUUAUUAGUGUUCUUGUGCUAAUCAUAUUGGUCAAUAAAAAAACAGUGAGUGUCUACUAGUUUUAUACACGUUUGGUCGAGCUUCAUUUGGAGGCAAAGAUGAGGAUCUCAGACCUUUGUUUGGCUGCGAUGGAGCGAGAAAUCCAGGAAAAGUGUACAGAAUAUUUGGACAAUAUUUUAGGAGCUGGAGGGAAAAAAACAGACAUCACUGUGGUUUCAAACUGUGUUUAUUAAAAAUUCUUGCAGCAGCUCAUUUUGAAUUAGCAAUGUGUACAGGAAUUGUUUGUUUGUGUGUGUGUGUGUGUGUGGGCGUGCGCGAAAAAAAGUGUGUGUUUUCAUGAGAAAACCAUACAGUGAAAGCCUCACUCAUCAUGGACGUCGAGUUAUUUCCCAAAUCUGAAAUAUGUAAUAGUUUUCGCUCUGCAUUAUGUGCAACCUCAUCAGUGUGAAGGGCAUUCAAUUAAAGCUCCUGACGGAGGCCCUCCACUCCACACCCCCACUCCAUCC
Molecule: messenger RNA, 2927 nt
Organism: Cynoglossus semilaevis (tongue sole)
Lineage: Eukaryota; Metazoa; Chordata; Actinopteri; Pleuronectiformes; Cynoglossidae
Gene: hoxc4a
Product: homeobox C4a
Exons: 2
Coding region: 1032-1829 (265 amino acids)
Biological process (GO): anterior/posterior pattern specification; positive regulation of transcription by RNA polymerase II; embryonic skeletal system morphogenesis
Cellular component (GO): nucleoplasm; nucleus
Molecular function (GO): DNA-binding transcription factor activity, RNA polymerase II-specific; RNA polymerase II cis-regulatory region sequence-specific DNA binding
Source: RefSeq, a predicted model, not a curated record